This is a messenger RNA of Nomascus leucogenys (northern white-cheeked gibbon), 1855 nucleotides long. It is a transcript of the gene SLFNL1, whose product is annotated as schlafen like 1. Lineage: Eukaryota; Metazoa; Chordata; Mammalia; Primates; Hylobatidae. The record is from RefSeq and is a predicted model, not a curated record.
UCUCCCCGUCCCUGUGCUAAGCCUCCAAGUGCCCUGAGAGCUACCUGCCAGGGGUCGGGGGGCUAUGGGAGCUCAGGGCAGGCACCUCCCAUGCUCCCGCGGGAGCCACCAGGACAUGAAGAUCCCCUGUCUUCCCACAGGCCCUGUGUCUUGCUCAGUCCACCUGACUCUGCUUCCUCAUCCUAGGCCUCAGGAGCCGGGACACUCCCGGAGUCCUCUGGGAGCCCUUAAGCCACACUGAGAACGCAGACCCUGGGAGAAGCAGCCAGCAGUGAGGAACCCUGGAACCCCUUCCCAGGGAGAGCCUUCCCAUGACCGCCAUGAAGAGAUCAGUGCAAACACAGGUGUCAGAGCCCUUCAUGGAGUCCUGGGGUGAGGAGUCCCUGCCGGAGCUACCCGCAGAGCAGUCCCUGACAGAGCACUCUGACCUCGAGGAGGCUCCCUCGGCGCACACUCUCUAUGUGGGCCAUCUGAACCCCCAGUUCUCAGUGCCAGUGCUUGCCUGCCUGCUGCGAGACACCCUGGAGCGGCUGGAGAUGCCGGUGGCGCGGGAGCACAUUGAAGUGGUGAGGCGGCCGCGGAAGGCCUAUGCACUGGUGCAGGUGACUGCCCGCAGGGACACCCUGGCCUCCCUCCCCUGGCGCCUGCAGACGGCCCUGGAGGAGCACCUAAUCCUCAAGGAGCUGGCAGCCCGUGGGAAGGAGCUGCUAUUGAGUGAGGCCCAAGGGCCCUUCAGCCACAGAGAGGAGAUCGUGGGCAAGGACAAGCUCUUCCAGGGUGCCUUCCUGGGCAGCGAGACCCGCAAUAUGGAGUUCAAGCGGGGUAGCGGCGAGUACCUCAGCCUGGCCUUCAAGCACCACGUGCGGCGCUACGUGUGCGCCUUCCUCAACAGCGAGGGCGGCAGCCUGCUCGUGGGAGUAGGGGACAGCGGCCUGGUGCAGGGCAUCCACUGCAGCCACCGUGACGAGGACCGCGCACGCCUGCUGGUGGACUCCAUCCUGCAGGGCUUCAAGCCUCAGAUCUUUCCCGAUGCCUACACUCUCACCUUCAUCCCUGUGAUCAGUACCUCGGAGACGAGUGGCCCCCUCAAGGUGAUCCGCCUGACCGUGCACACCCCCAAGGCCCAGAGCCAGCCGCAACUCUACCAGACAGACCAGGGGGAGGUGUUUCUGCGGCGCGACGGGAGCAUCCAGGGCCCGCUGUCCGCCAGCGCCAUCCAGGAGUGGUGCAGGCAGAGGUGGCUGGUGGAGCUGGGCAAGCUGGAAGAGAGGGUGAAGGCGCUGACGAUGGAGAAGGAGCAGCUGCAGCAGCACGGGCCUGUGUCCUGCACCUGCUGUGUCCUGUGAGGGCGCUGGGGAGCAGGCAGGACGGCACGGCGCUCUCCACCCGAGACCCAGGGAUUUCCUGGUUGAGCCUAAGGCCGACCAGUAAAGCCCAUGUGGGCCGUUGAGAGGCGGACAGGGGCUCCCUCAACAUGGCACAUGAGCAGGCGCCCAUGUGGCUUCAACCCUGACAGACCCGUCUGUGUAGCCAAGAAAUUGCUCUCGGCCCUGUCCCCAAACGACUUCACUUUCAAAAAGAAUGUGUAAAACCCUGCCCAGAGCUCCCCUAGGGCUGAGCUAUAAGGGAUUGUCCUUCUCCCUAAAAUGCUCAUUUGGCCCAGGCUGAGGGCUGUGACUCCAGUUGGCUAGACAGUGCCAGAAAGGAAUCUGUCAUCUCAGGAAAGCCCCUCACAGAUGGCGAGGCAUACUUGGUGACUGUGGUUCUCAGGGCAAGAGGCCACCCUGCAGCCCCCACCCCUGACUUGCUGAACUUGUGACUGUCAAAGCGCCAUUAAUAAAUUACAUGCACCUGG